UUUCUUUUGUUUACAAUUCGGGUCCAUCAUAUGAUAGUCUUGUUAAAUUGUAUGAUUUUUAAAAAUUAAUUUUAAUUAGUGAAUCAAAUUGAUACUCCAGUUGAUUAUUUUCACAAUGGCUACAACAGGCGACGUUGAAUCUGAUAAAUCUGAGUCUAAAGACACAACUGAUUCUCCGCAAGCUGGUAAAAUUGAUAUUUUAUUGAAAGCCACAGGAGAUGCACCAAUAUUGAAAAAACGGAAAUGGCUUGUGGAAGGAGAAAAAGAUAUUGGUUUUAUUUUGAAUUUCGUUAAACAUUCUCUAAAAAUGGAGAGAAAUGAAUGUUUGUUUAUUUACAUUAACCAGGCUUUCGCACCAGCCCCGGACCAGAAGAUUAAGAAUCUUUACUCCUGUUUUGGCUCGGAUGGUAAACUCAUUUUGCAUUACUCUAAAACUCCGGCCUGGGGGUAAAGGCUUAAAACUAAUAUCGCUUUACUUUUAAUAAUGUCAAAUCUUCCGAGGGAAUAUAUUCAAUGCGAGCUUAAUUCCAAAGAAACAAUAGAUCUCAUGGAAAAGUAGAAAAUGACUAUUUAUUUAAACUCGUUUCUUUACAUAUGUUUGUCUGAAAUAAUUGGAAAAUAAUAUGAAAAAAAGUGUUGCUAUACACAUCAGUUCAUAAGCAUAAACUUUGGGGUAACCGCAAUCAUAGAUGAGAAGCAAAUUUCCGUGGAGAAAGACAAUGAUGAACUGAAGCAUCUGCAUGGUUGUUAUGUACUUUUUCCACCAAAGAUAUUUUUGUACUUUUGGACCAAAAGCUGCCAAGAAAUAAUAUGUGUACAUAACAAUAUGAAUAAAGCUAUUUAAGAAUCCAGAAAA
Molecule: messenger RNA, 856 nt
Organism: Tetranychus urticae (two-spotted spider mite)
Lineage: Eukaryota; Metazoa; Arthropoda; Arachnida; Trombidiformes; Tetranychidae
Gene: Atg12
Product: Autophagy-related 12
Biological process (GO): autophagy of mitochondrion; piecemeal microautophagy of the nucleus; protein lipidation involved in autophagosome assembly
Cellular component (GO): Atg12-Atg5-Atg16 complex; cytoplasm; phagophore assembly site membrane
Molecular function (GO): Atg8-family ligase activity
Source: RefSeq, a predicted model, not a curated record